This is a messenger RNA of Onychostruthus taczanowskii (white-rumped snowfinch), 3272 nucleotides long. RefSeq names its product coiled-coil domain containing 177 (gene CCDC177). NCBI's taxonomy places the organism in Eukaryota, Metazoa, Chordata, Aves, Passeriformes, Passeridae. The transcript has 2 exons. Bases 100 to 1998 code for a protein of 632 amino acids. The record is from RefSeq and is a predicted model, not a curated record.
CGGGGUGCCAUGGAGGAGCCGCCGCCGCCCGCCUGAUCCCCGAGGCCGCCGGCACCGAGACAAAGAGCGGGGCUGCGCCCGCGCCCGCCCGGCCGAGCCAUGGUGGAGCCGCCGGCCGAGCCUCCCCCGCAGCCCUGCCCGACGCCCGGGGGGGCAGCGGGGGGAGAGCCGGCCCGUCCUGGAGAGCAGUCGCCGCUGCUGCACCUGGACCUGUACAACUUCGACUGCGCGGCGGCGGAGGGCAGCCGGUACGUGCUGACCAGCCCGCGGUCGCUGGAGGCCUGCGCCCGCUGCGCCGUGCGGCCCGUGGAGCUGCUGCCGCGGGCGCUGGGGGACCUGCUGAGAGAGGCGCCCGGGCGCUCCAUGCGGGUGGCCGCCGGCCUCUACGAGGCCUACGAGCGGGAGCGCCGCCGCAAGCUGCAGCAGUGCCGGGAGGAGCGGGAGAGGAUUAUCCGCGAGGAGAAGAGGCGGAUCCUCGCGCCCCUCGGCAGCCUGCCGCCUUCGCCCGCCGCCCGCGUCUCCUCCCGGGCUGCGGCCGUAGCUGCCGGCGGGCCCCGGACCCAUGGCGGGGGGAAGGCCAGGGCAUCGAGGGGUGCCAAGGGAAAGAGCCACUCCCUGGACUCGCUGCAGAAGCGGCGCGAGGGUAGCUGGGGCAAGACCUCCUCUGAGUCGGGCGCUUCGUCGUCCUACAGCGGGGAGAGCCUGCGGGAGCGGGGGGGCAAGGUGUGCGGCCGGGGUCGGGGGGUAGCCGCCGCCAAUGGGACUCUGCUGGGGCGCAGCUUCAGCCUGGGCGACCUCAGCCACUCACCGCAGACUGCCCAGAGAGUCGAGAGGAUCGUCAGGGAGGUGAAGAGGAAGAAGGGUCUCUCGGAGGUGCCAGAGAGAGACAAGAAGAUCGCGGCACUGAUGAUCGCCAAGCACCAGGAGGCCAACAUCCUGCGGGAGCAGCGGCAGGCAGCACACCUGCAGUGGGACAGCCAGCGGCGCCUGGCUGAGCAGCGGAAAGAGCAGGAGGAGAAGGAGAAGCAAAGGGCCCUCCUGCAGGGUCAGCGGAUGUGGGAGAGCCAGGUGGAGAAGCGGCGAGGGAGACUGAACCAGGAGCAGGAGGAAGCUGCCCUGAUGAAGCAGAAGCAGCUCCUGGUGUGUGAGGAGAGGUGGCGAGAGCAAGCGGAGAAGCAGGAGCGGCUGCGGAGGGAGAGGCUGGAGAGGGCCAUCAAGGAGGACAAGCAGAAAAAGCUCCAUCAAGAGCUCAACCUAAAGGCAAAGGAGGAGGUCAAGAAGGAGCACCAGGAGCGAGAGGAGCAGCUCCUGCAAGAGAAGCUGUCCACGGCUGCACAGAAGAGGCUGAAAAAGGAGGUGCAGCUGCAGAAGGAAAAGAGACUGUUCAACCAAGCAGAGAAGCUGAAGCAUGAGGCCUUGCUCAAGGAACUGGCCAAGCAGGAGGCAGAAGAGAAGGAAAUGCUGAAGGCAUCCCUGAAGAUGAGUUUGACAAAGGCUCAGGAGAACUAUGAACAACUUGUGGAGAAGAGGAACCAGGAGCUGAGGGAGAAGGCCAGGCGUGAGGACAUGCAAAUCCAGAGAGCUAAACUGGCAGCAGAGAAAAAGGAAAGAGAGCAGAAGGAGCACUUGGAAGCACUGGCUAGAGAGACAGAGAGAAAGCUCCAGCAUGCUGCCCAGGUGGCUGAAGAGGCUGUCCAAGAAAAAGCCCGCAAAGUGGUCUUGAGCCGUCUGGAAAAGGAAAAGGUGCAGAAGAUGAACAAGCAAAAGGUGGAACAGUAUGAGGACUUAAGGCGCAGGGAAAUUCUCCUCUCUAUAGAGAGGAAGCUGGAGAGAAGUGAGCAGAUCUUCAAGGAGAAGAAGACUGUUUUAGAAAAUGCCAGGUCUGUUGCUCGAGCAUCCUUCCAUGUCCGGGAAAAGGUGCGGGAGGAGACGAACACACGCACCUUUGACAAGAUGGCCUUCGAAGCAGAACUGCAUGCUCAGCUUAGUAAGAAAUGAAAGAUCUUGUCAUGGAUGAGUGAGGAUGCACCACUGGUUGUCCAUCAUAAUGUGACAGAGAGCUCUGUGGCAUGAGCAUUUAAAAAACAAUGAAAACCAACAUCCACCCUAAUUUCGUAUUUUGGGGGAGCAGGGUACCGCACAAAAAUGUGGCAGCUAUUUCACGUACUGUUUUAAAUACAUCUUUUGUUCUGGGUGUGUUUUAAAAACUGACCUCAGUCAUCCUUACAGAGAGGAAGCAAGUUUUUCUGUCCUCCACCCCGCAAGCACAUGCAUUUUUUCAGAGAGGGCUGCAAAACCUGCUUGAAGCCUCUGAGUUACUGAUUGAUUGUUUACACCAGAGAUGACUACAGCUGCACUCUCCAGCUGGAAAUGCAAACAGAGGUUGCUGACUACUGGAGCCUGCUGAAAAAGAACCAAAACCACCCUAGCUGAUUCUGCCUGGAGUGAUGGGCAGUUUGGUUUAAGUUACGGGACUGCAGUUUCCAAGCUGCUGCAAUCCCAUGCUGAAGGUGAGGAAGGCUGGAGUACAGAAUGCCAUAUACCCUGGGUGCCCCUUGGCUGCUAGUAGCAAGCUAGGGAAAGCACAGAUCGAGGCCAUGUAAGUAGACAUCAUGAUCAGAGCUGGGCAGAAGCUGUCUGAAAGUGCUCGCAAACACAAUUUCUUUUUUGCUGUUACCCCUCCCAAGGUAUCCUCACCUCUCCUCCUUUCCAAGUUUCUCUUACCAACAUCUGUAGAAUUCCCUCAUUUCUUUUGGAGGAGGAAAAAAAGGAAAGAAAUUUGUGGACAGUCCACAAACCGACGAGCACCCACACAAGCCACUUGUUCAUUAAAAUAUAAAAAUGAAUGAACCUGUGGAAUCUGGACUUUGGGGAAAACACAGAGGGCACUUGUAAAUGGAAAUCACCACCCUCAGGAAUUCUCAAAACUCAAGAAGACCCUCAGCCACCUUAUCCAAUUUGCCCUGUCUUGAGCGGGCGGUUGGACCAGAUGUUCUCCAGAGUUCCAACCUUAUAGUUCUCAUGAGCUGCAUACAAUGACACGUUUGCCCAGCUCUUAUCAGUGUCUACUGAGCAGGGCAGCAUUUCUCUGCCACUGGUGCUAAGAGUUGUAUUCUUACGUAGAGCACAAGAAAGAGUAGAUGCACAAAAUAAGGUACAUUACAGAUUCUCUUAGAUGAGGAUCAUGUCUUUUUUAUAAGAGCUAACUCAAUACUAUUUAGGAGGAACUGAGUCCUUCUGCAAUUAAAUACACCAGAAAUGUGAAAAGCCUA